Messenger RNA from Contarinia nasturtii (swede midge), 2052 nucleotides. RefSeq lists its product as uncharacterized. Gene Ontology annotation, molecular function: nucleic acid binding. NCBI's taxonomy places the organism in Eukaryota, Metazoa, Arthropoda, Insecta, Diptera, Cecidomyiidae. The transcript has 4 exons. The coding region runs from base 1 to 2052 and encodes 683 amino acids. Gene Ontology annotation, biological process: DNA integration. The record is from RefSeq and is a predicted model, not a curated record.
AUGACAAUUCCAAGGCUGGAACUGCUUGCAGCACAUAUACUAGUUGAACAAUUAGAAGCAAUUGUUGAUGCAUGCGGGUUUGAAUAUUCAAAUGUAACGCUUUGGUCGGACUCAAUGGUAGUGUUAAGCUGGAUUAAAAAAUCACCUACCGAGUUAAAAGCAUUUGUGUCGCACCGAGUACAAAGAAUACAAGAAAAAACAAAACAAUGCAAAUGGAAACAUGUACGAUCGGGUGACAAUCCGGCUGAUUUAGUUAGCAGAGGAAUGAAUAUGCAAAAAUUUCUAAAAAGCAAAUUAUGGUUAGAAGGCCCAAGCUGGCUAAAGCAAGCCGAAAAAGAAUGGCCAAUACCAAUGAUGAUAAUCUCGCCAGAUGAAAUAAAAGAGAUAGAAAAAGAAUGCAAAGCAAAAGAGCCGGUGGAAAAAAUAUUCAAUAUGACUUCGGGAGUAGACCGUACAGUCCUUUACAAUAAAUUCCAAAGCUGGAACAAAAUAUUGAAUGUCACCGCCUAUGCACUUAGAGCAAUUCGUAAAAUCAAGCCAAAGACUAUAUUUAUAACAUCCGAAGAACGAAACAAUGCGAUCGAAUAUUGGAUUAAAUACGAACAAAACAUAGCGUUUAAAACGGAACUCAAAUGCAUUAAAACAGGCGAUAUGCUGCCACCCAAAAGUACGAUUACGUCACUCAGACCAUUCAUAGAUAAUAAUGGCUUGCUAAGAGUGGGCGGACGUAUAGACAAAGCAAAUAUUGCAUACGAAAAAAGGCAUCAAUAUAUCAUUCCUCAAAAGUCAAGACUCUCCUUUCUGUUGUUGAAUCACGCGCACGAAAUGACUAUGCAUGGUGGUGUACAAAUGAUAAUGCACUACACCCGGAAAAGAUUUUGGAUCCCAAAAUUAAGAUUCGAAACACGAAAAUUUAUCGGAACAUGCACAAGAUGUGUAAAGCUAGCACAGAUCACAGCAGAUCAAAUAAUAGCUGAACUGCCAGCAAUAAGACUAAGACCAGCGCCGCCAUUUCAGCAUGUCGGCGUCGAUAUGGCCGGUCCAUACCAAAUGCGAGUAUCAAAUAAAAUAAAUGCAAAUACAAGAGCUCGACAAAUGCCAGAUAUGAAAGGCUGGAUAGCAGUAUUCGUUUGUCUCGUCACUCGUGCCAUUCACUUAGAAGCUGUUGAAGGCAUGUCAUCAGAUGAUUUUUUCGUCGCCUACACAAAAUUCACAAGCAGAAGAGGCGACCCAGAGAAGAUCUACAGCGACAACGGUACAAAUUUCAUAGGCGCAGAUAAAGAGCUGAAAAAGGCGUUGGAAAUUUGGCAAAGCAGCCAAGUUCAACGAUACGUGCAUUUAAAAGGUACAGAAUGGAAGUUUAUAACUCCAUCAGCUCCACAUGAAGGAGGCAUUUGGGAAGCUGCAGUUAAGCAAAUGAAGCAUCAUUUAAAACGCGUCAUUGGUGUACAGAAAUAUUCAUUUCAAGGUAUAACAGCUCUGCUAGCUGGCGUUGAAGCAUGUCUGAACUCUCGCCCACUAUGCAAACUAUCAGACGAUCCAGACGACCAAAAGCCACUAACACCUGCACAUUUUUUAAUUGGCAGACCAUUAAAGCUACCGAUGUACGAAAAAGCAGAUUCGCCACCAUAUAGCUUAAAGCGGCUAUAUGUGCAAUUGCAAUUCCAAAUACAAGCAUUUUGGAAACAGUUCUCGAAUGACUACAUACAGUCACUCUCGCAAUUGCCCAAAUGGAAAACAGAACAAACAAAUCUGAAAAUCGGUCAACUGGUCGUAGUCAAAGCUGACAACAUUGCACCUACAUACUGGGCAAUGGGAAGAAUCAUGCAGAUUCAUAAAGGUGAAGAUGGUAAAUUGGAACCAUUCUCUGAUCUUAGUAUUGAAGAGGAAAUUCAAUCGAAUUCGACCACACCACUAAAUAAAAUGACGAUUCCCGAAAUUGACGUACAAGAAACCCAAUUUGAUGAAUUUAAUUAUUGGCGCUAUUCGCCAUAUCUGAUGGUGCAAUCAUCUACGGGACUUAUCAUUGAUAUGGAGAAUCCAUCGAAUUAG